Messenger RNA from Gilbertella persicaria, 870 nucleotides. RefSeq lists its product as uncharacterized. The coding region runs from base 1 to 870 and encodes 289 amino acids. The transcript is spliced from 2 exons. The record is from RefSeq and is a predicted model, not a curated record. NCBI's taxonomy places the organism in Eukaryota, Fungi, Mucoromycota, Mucoromycetes, Mucorales, Choanephoraceae.
AUGCCCAAUUUUAGUAGCUGCAAAUCUUCUGUCCCAAGCGUAAAGACAGCAAAUAAGACAAGCCCUCCUCCAAAUAUUCAACUAGAGGGCUAUUUGAUGAAACAGAAACAUGGAAAAUCCAAAUCCUGGUUAAAACGAUAUUUUGUUUUAUAUGGUCAAGAAUUACGAUAUUAUAAAUCAAGGAGUGAUACCAAUAAUGCCUUGGCUGUCAUUUCCCUAAAUCACUACAGUCUUAUACCUGAUACUCAACCACACGAAAGCCAUAAACCAUCAAAGCACGAUACAUUCUGCCUUGUUUCUGAUGAUGAGACGAAAUACGAUUGGCCUGAUUAUUACUUACAGGCAGCUAACCCUGAAGAGAGAUCAGUAUGGGAAGACGCACUGCAACACUAUGUUACUCAAUUGACAAGUGUAUUAGACAAAUGGCUUGAUAGACUCGAUAUUCCACACGACGAUUUUGAUGAUACCCUCUACAGCGCAAGAAAACUGGACAGUGUUUCUAUUCACUCUUCUCAAUCGAAUAUACUGUUGUCUACACCGUCACAGUCACUCAGGAACCAUAAAUCAACAGAGUCUCUCAGCACCACAUUUACAUCGUUCAGUAGCUACAAUCGACGACGUCCCUCAGACUUUACUUGCUCAAAAAGCUCAGAUUUGUCAAGCAAGAUCUUGGGCUCAAAAGCAUUUAGCUGGACUCGUCCUAAAUCGUCUGCAUCUUCUGUUGUUUCCUCCAUCACCGACUCUGAAGAAAACGACAGCAAUGAAUAUUUACCCCAACAUACCGCCUCCAUGAUACCAAACAAAGCACUUGAGAUGCCAAUUAUUCAUCCUAGCGAAUACAACAAAAUCUACACAAAAGAGAUGCUAUGA